Polyodon spathula (Mississippi paddlefish) is the source of this 1159-nucleotide messenger RNA. It is a transcript of the gene tmx4, whose product is annotated as thioredoxin-related transmembrane protein 4. Lineage: Eukaryota; Metazoa; Chordata; Actinopteri; Acipenseriformes; Polyodontidae. The coding region runs from base 14 to 946 and encodes 310 amino acids. The transcript has 8 exons. The record is from RefSeq and is a predicted model, not a curated record.
AGAGAGUGUCAACAUGGCGGGGGGAACGGUGCUGGGAGCGUUGAAAUUUAUAAUAAAAAACGUGCUCUACCGUACACUUUUAAUCCUUGUAUUAAUUAAUACUGUAAACUGUGCAAACUCGGUAGCAGGCGUACACGUAUUGCCUGUUGCUGACACCAACUGGACGCUGAUUCUUCAGGGAGAAUGGAUGUUGAAAUUCUAUGCUCCAUGGUGCCCAGCUUGUCAGCAGAUACAGCGCGACUGGGAGGACUUUGCAAAGCAGAGUAAAGCUCUUGGCAUCAGUGUGGGAAAGGUCGACGUUUCACAGCAGCCAGGUUUGAGUGGACGUUUUCUUGUCACAACACUGCCAACAAUUUUUCAUGCCAAGGAUGGACUGUUCCGGAGGUACCUUGCUUCCAGGAGUGUGGAGGACCUUCAGAGUUACAUUAGAGAAAAGAAAUGGGAAUCUGUGGAGCCUGUUCCAGCAUGGAAAUCUCCUUCUUCCAUUGCGAUGACAGGAAUGUCAGGUCUAUUUCGUCUGUCAGUUUGGAUCAGACAUAUCCAGAGUUACAUGACUGAUACGCUAGGGAUUCCUGUUUGGGGAUCUUAUGCUGUCUUUGCUCUUGCAACUUUGUUAACUGGACUUCUCCUUGGCCUGAUGCUAGUGUUAAUUGCUGACUGCCUUUGUCCAUCGAAGCCUAGAUACAAAGAAGUAACAACAGAAGUGUACAUGAAGGAGGAGCUUUCUGAUGAAGAAGAGGAGGAUGUUCCCACAGAAAAGAAGCAGUUGUCUGAUGCUGAGGAUGAAAGAGAGAACCUAAGUGACAAGGCCUCAGGGGAAGAUUCAGCUGGUGAUGAGGCUUCUGGUCCUGAGGAGCUGGCAGUAGAUUCAGUCGAUGGCCUGCCCUCUGAAAGUGGAAUGAGGAAACGGAAACCUCAAAUAUCAGAGCUGCCGGAUGAGCUCUAAGCACAAACACCUUUAAGAUAAGAAAUGGGGACCAAAGAGAAAUACCAUUUAAGGAUCAUGUAGUGGAAGUAUAAACAUCAUCAUUUUUAUCAUGUUUAGUUUUAUACAAGAUGCAGCAAAGGGAAAAGUUUCUCUUUUUAUGAAGGUCUGUAAAUAUAUUUUUCUAUUUCUUGCCUAUAAAAAAUUACGGGAAUGGACACACACUUUUUGCAA